Salpingoeca rosetta is the source of this 1658-nucleotide messenger RNA. RefSeq lists its product as uncharacterized. The record is from RefSeq and is a predicted model, not a curated record. The transcript has 4 exons. Gene Ontology annotation, biological process: regulation of ARF protein signal transduction. Lineage: Eukaryota; Choanoflagellata; Craspedida; Salpingoecidae. Bases 35 to 1363 code for a protein of 442 amino acids. Gene Ontology annotation, molecular function: guanyl-nucleotide exchange factor activity.
AAACAAACAACAACAAACAGAAGCAGCAACGAAUAUGGGCGAAGGGGACAGGAAUCAGCACAACAGCAGUAGCAGAAGCAGCACGCCAAGCGGCGGCAGCAAGGGCGGCGGUGAUGGUGUAUCACCUGCGGAAGCAUCGGGAACGACGUCGCCAGCGUCUGCAUCUGCAUCUGUGCCCCGGGCAGCCUCCAGCGUCGCCAUGCGGCUGGACCAGGACCAGUCGCUUGCGUUCCUGCAGCAGCUGAGGCGAAAGCGGCUCACAUGCAUCGACGAGAUCAAGGCGCUCAAGGACCAGCUCAAGGCCCUGGACGACGAUAUCCGGGAGGAGCGUGAGCGGCUCGGCGUGGACGACCCAGAGACGCGCCGAAAGGCCAUCCUGGAUCAGGCCAUCGCCCUCUUCAAUGAGAAGCCAAAGCGCGGGAUUGCCUUCCUCAAACAGAGCGGGUACUUUCACGAUGACAACACAUGCACGACAGAUGACAUCGCACAACUGCUCCACUCCGGCUGCUUUGCCAAGACGGCCAUCGGCGAAUACAUUGGCGACAACAAGAAAGAGAAAUCUCGAGGCGGGUCGAAGAAGACGUGGCGCACGCGGUGGGUUGUGCUGAAAGACCAGUGUCUGUAUUACUUCAAACACAAGGACGACGCUGCCCCUUGCGGGAUUGUUCCACUCGAGAAGGCGUUUGCACAACCAACCGACACGUCCAAGAAGCGUGCACGCGACUCGCACGGCACCAGUGCAGCCACGUCCUACUUUGAGGUCGUCUCUGCCGAAUACGGAGAGGAUGGAAAGCGCAAACCGGUUCGCGGCUGCAAAACCAACGCAAAGGGCAUGGUGGUCGCAGGUAACCACCAACGAUACCUCUUCAGAGCGACGUCACCACAGGAGGCGGCGGACUGGGUGGCGAGAAUCAAUGGAAGCAACGACAUGUUCUCAAUGCUGCAGCACAAGAUUGGAGCCAAACGCGCAACGCACGACGACUCAUACGAGCUCUCGGAUUCAACCAUGUUCGACACCUCCCAAGAUGACAGCAUGUUUGUCAUCCCCAUUCCCGGGAAGUCGCAGUCUGCACCGCCCAGCGCCACACGCACGCGCUCCGUUGCCGCUGCCAUCGAACGCAGGCUGAGUGCAAGCACAUCAAUGGAGCAACGCAGCGAAAGCAGCAGCAGCAUCGGCACCAACAUCAGCAUCAGCAGUCGUGGCCCGGGCGACUUUGCAGGUACAAACGCACGCCCGGGGCGACCGUCAUUUGGCGGUCGGGCGGCCUCCAUAUUGGAGGAGAUGGAGGAAGUGGAUGAAGAAGCAAUGGACCGAAGUGGUGACGACAGCGAUCAUGGAGGCGAUGAAGAGACAACCGUGUAACACAUCGCAUACCUUGGCUAUUUGCCCACUGCCCUUCGUCCCGUCCACUUUGAACGACAGAAAAUGUCCCGCCCCUCCCCGCCAACGUGUUUGGUUAUUGUACAUACCCGCCUUCGUAAUGGAACCACUCUCUUUGUGCGUCUGUGCGUUUGCCUGCGCGUACGUGCUCGUUGCAUUUCUUGCCGUCCGCCUGUCUGUCUGUCUGUCCGCCCCCGUCUCUCUCUCUCUCUCGUGCCGCAUCGUACAAGGCCCACGUGAGUACAUGCCAACAUGCAUUACAAACUGUUCACUCAGG